AUGGAAUGUCUCUACUGUGUCCUAGGAUUUCUGUUUCUGGCUUCUAGACUGCCACUUGAUGCAGCCAAACGAUUUCAUGAUGUGCUGGGCAAUGAAAGGUAUCCUGGUUAUAUGAGGAAACACAACCAAUUAAAUGGCUGGUCUUCCGAUGAAAAUGACUGGAACGAAAAGCUGUAUCCCGUGUGGAAGAAGGGAGAUGCAAGGUGGAAAAAUUCCUGGAAAGGAGGCCGUGUGCAGGCGGUCCUGACCAGUGACUCACCGGCACUGGUGGGCUCAAACAUAACCUUUGCAGUGAACCUGGUAUUCCCCAGAUGCCAAAAGGAAGAUGCCAACGGCAACAUCGUCUACGAGAAGAACUGCAGAAAUGAUUCUGGCUUGUCUCUUGACCCGUAUGUUUACAACUGGACGUCCUGGUCAGAGGACAGUGACUGGGGGAAUGGCCCUGGCCAAAGCCAGCACAAUGUGUUCCCUGACGGGAAGCCUUUCCCUCACCACCAUGGAUGGAAGAAAUGGAAUUUUGUCUACAUCUUUCACACACAGGGUCAGUAUUUCCAGAAGUUGGGACGAUGCUCCGUGAGAGUUUCUAUAAACACAACCAACAUGACGCUUGGCUCCCAUGUCAUGGAAGUGACUGUCUAUAGAAGACACGGCCGGGCGUACAUGCCCAUUGCACAGGUUAAAGAUGUGUACGUGGUAACAGAUGAGAUUCCUGUAUUUGUGACCAUGUCCCAGAAGAAUGAUCGAAAUUCAUCUGAUGAAACCUUCCUCAGAGACCUCCCCAUCAAGUUUGAUGUCCUGAUUCACGAUCCCAGCCACUUCCUCAAUGAAUCUGCCAUUGACUACAAGUGGAACUUUGGGGAUAACACUGGCUUGUUUGUUUCCAACAAUCACACUUUGAAUCACACGUAUGUGCUCAAUGGAACCUUCAACCUGAACCUCACAGUGCACGCGGCCGUGCCCGGACCUUGCCCUCCACCUUCACCCAGACCUCCAAAACCAACCUCCUUAUUAGCAAAUGUUUUAAAAUCUUAUUAUUCAAACACUCCAGUGCCUGCUGGUGACAACUCCCUGGAGAUGAGCGAGACUCCCAAUGGAAACUGCCAGAUUAACAGAUACGGCCACUUUAGAGCCACCCUCACCAUUGUAGAGGGAAUCCUAGAGGUUAACAUCAUCCAAAUAGCAGAUGCCCCGAUGCCCAGACCAAAACCUGACAACUCCCUGAUGGACUUUGUUGUGACCUGCAAAGGGACCAUCCCUACCGAGGUCUGUACUGUCAUUUCUGACCCCACCUGCCAAAUUGCCCAGAACAUAAUCUGUAGCCCCGUGGAUGCAGAGGAAACCUGCCUGUUGACUGUGAGAAGAGCCUUCAGUGGGUCCGGGACAUACUGUGUAAACUUCACUCUGGGUGAUGACACAAGUCUGGCCCUCACAAGCACCUUAAUCUCCAUCCCUGGCAAAGACCCAGCCUCCCAUUUAGGAACAGCGAGUGGUGUCCUGAUCUCUGUUGGCUGCCUGACCCUAUUUGUUACUGUGGUCGCCAUCUUGGUGUACAAAAAACAUAAGGAAUACAAGCCAAUAGAAAAUCGUCCUGGGAACGUGGUCAAAGGCAGAGGCCUGCAUGGUUUCCUCCACCACACAAAGGCGGGCUUUUUCCGGGGAAACCAGGAGAAGGAUCCACUUCUCAAGAACCAACCAGGAACCCUUUAGAUCUUCAGCCUAAUUUCUGACUGAGAGCCCACCUCAGUGCCAUCUAUGUAAGCUUCAUG
This is a messenger RNA of Marmota flaviventris (yellow-bellied marmot), 1766 nucleotides long. Lineage: Eukaryota; Metazoa; Chordata; Mammalia; Rodentia; Sciuridae. The record is from RefSeq and is a predicted model, not a curated record.